Molecule: messenger RNA, 666 nt
Organism: Vanessa tameamea
Lineage: Eukaryota; Metazoa; Arthropoda; Insecta; Lepidoptera; Nymphalidae
Gene: mRpL51
Product: large ribosomal subunit protein mL51
Exons: 4
Coding region: 140-610 (156 amino acids)
Biological process (GO): translation
Cellular component (GO): mitochondrial large ribosomal subunit
Molecular function (GO): structural constituent of ribosome
Source: RefSeq, a predicted model, not a curated record
UUAUAAAACCAUAUUGUUUAUUGAAUUUUAAAUAUCGUAAAAAAUAUCAUUAUUUUUGAUUGUUAAGGAGAAAUGUUCAAUUAAUUACAUUCUAAAUGAUAAGGAAGUUUUAAGCUCACAAUUGAUAAAAUUUUUAAUAAUGGAGUGGUUAAGUUCAACAAUACUUAAAACGUUCUGGCGACCGACUGUUAAUACUAUUAGGACGAGAUAUCAUGCAGACAAAACAAGACUUGUUCGGCGUUAUGGCUAUGAAGAAAAGAUUUGGAGUGGAGGACUGAUGCCGCGUUCAGAAGGUAGACGAUUGCCAAUACCAGAGUACAGACCAUUAAAUCCGUGGACUCAACGUCGAGCGUUAUUUGGUCAAAAUGAUUACAUUGACAUCCUGGGCUCUGGUGAAUUGCAUCCGAUCAAGACGUUGUAUACAGUGCCUUCAUGGAUCAAAGGUGUUAGUGGCCACGAAUAUCAUAUUCUUUUAAGAAAGAAAAAAAUGUUUGCCCGUACUGGUGCUCCGACGAUUAGACCCACUAAAUGGAAGGAAUAUGAAAAGAGAUUGUCAUUCUUAUAUAGAAAACUUAACAGGAAAACCAAAACUGGUCCAUCUCCUUGUUAAAUGUUAUGUGUAUAUUAAAUGUUAUUGUAGUAAGUAAUUAAAGUUAGUGAAUCAAA